GAGGCCCCCCUGAACCCAAAGGCUAACCGUGAAAAGAUGACCCAAAUCAUGUUCGAAACCUUCAACAGCCCGGCCAUGUACGUCGCCAUCCAGGCCGUCCUGUCCCUGUACGCCUCCGGUCGUACUACCGGUAUCGUUUUGGACUCCGGUGAUGGUGUCUCCCAUACCGUCCCCAUCUACGAAGGUUACGCCCUUCCCCAUGCCAUCCUCCGUUUGGACUUGGCCGGUCGCGACUUGACCGACUACCUCAUGAAGAUCCUGACCGAGAGAGGCUACAGCUUCACCACCACGGCUGAGCGUGAAAUUGUCCGUGACAUCAAGGAGAAACUUUGCUAUGUCGCCCUGGACUUCGAACAGGAAAUGGCCACCGCCGCCGCCAGCACCUCCCUCGAGAAGAGCUACGAGUUGCCCGAUGGACAGGUCAUCACCAUCGGUAACGAGAGGUUCCGUUGCCCUGAGGCCCUCUUCCAGCCGUCCUUCUUGGGUAUG
Messenger RNA from Dufourea novaeangliae, 489 nucleotides. RefSeq names its product actin. The transcript has a single exon. The record is from RefSeq and is a predicted model, not a curated record. NCBI's taxonomy places the organism in Eukaryota, Metazoa, Arthropoda, Insecta, Hymenoptera, Halictidae. Gene Ontology annotation, biological process: mitotic cytokinesis. The annotation marks the transcript as partial.